AUGUGGGACAAUACCUAUUCAAUAGCUCCAAACUUAUAUUCUUCAUUACCAUUAACACCACCUAUUAGCCGUCCUAGUCGAAAAAAUCGAAACCAUCAUCGUGGUCCAUCGUGGUGGUUAUCAUUAAUUUUAUUAUUAAUAUCAACUGUAGCUGGAUUUCAAAUUGGACUUGUUCUAUUAUGUAAUGUUAAACGAUGUGUUACCGGUGUAUUAGAUCAAAAUAUUCGUACAAAAAAUACAUCUCAAUCAGUCAAUGUUUAUCGUGUACCAAACAAAAAACAAUUAAUUCUUAUUGCUAUAAUGACAAGCAAAGAUUUUUUAAAUACACGUGUACCAACUGUAGUACGUACAUGGGCAGAAAAUGUACCGGGACAAGUUAUUUUUUUCUCUAGUGAAGGUUCAACAACAAAUGAUUCACAUAUUAAUCUUGUUUCAUUACCAUCUGUUACCGAUACUUAUCCACCACAAAAAAAAUCAUUUUUAAUGAUGAAAUAUAUUUAUGAUCAUUAUUUACAUAAAUUUGAAUGGUUUAUGCGUGUUGAUGAUGAUGUUUAUAUUCGAACAGAUAAUCUAGAAAAAUUAUUACGUUCAAUAGAUAAUCGUAAACCCUAUUAUAUUGGACAACCGGGUAUGGGUACAAAAGAUGAAUAUGGUAAAUUAGCAUUAGAAGAAAAUGAAAAUUUUUGUAUGGGUGGUCCCGGUAUCAUUAUGUCUCGUGAAACAUUAUCACGUUUUAUUCCCCAUAUUAAAAAAUGUUUAAAAAACUUUUAUACCUAUCAUGAAGAUGUUGAAUUAGGUCGAUGUGUUCAUCAAUAUGCAAAUACAUCGUGUACAUGGUCAUAUGAAAUGCAACAUAUUUUAUAUAAUCAUCCAAAUAAAACCGAAGGAUAUAAACAAACAAAUUUAGUAAAUACUGAUAUUUUACGAGCCGUUUCAUUACAUUCAAUUAAAGAUACAAAAAUAUUUACACGUGUUCAUAAUUUUGCCAUACAACGACGUAUUAUGGAUUUAGAACAACGUCAUAUGAUAUUAAAACGAGAAAUUCAAUCGUAUGAUCUUAUUCUUGAUAUACAACAAGCUAUUAAAAUACAACAAAAAAAUUUUACACAAUUAAUACAUAAAACAAAAAAUGCUCAACAUCGAUUAAAAUUACAACAACAAUAUAAAUUAUUAAAACAACAUGAUUUACAUAUUGCUGAACAAUUAACUGCUAUUAAUAAUAAUACCUAUCGUCUAUUUAUAAAUUCAAAUAAUGAACAUUAUAAAGAUAAACAUCCAUGGAAUGUAUUUUUAAAUUAUUAUCAAGAAAAAUUUUCCUCAUCCUCUUCUGCUAAAUCAUCAUCAUUAUCAGCUCAAAUUAAUUUAGAAAUACCAUCUCUAUUAUCUCAAAUAACAAAUAAUCAUAAUAAUCAUAGGACUACAAAAACGUUAAAUAAUAAUUACAAUAAAUUUUUACGUCAAAAAAAUGAUUAUCGUUUAUGGAAUAUAUUUACGGCUAGUCAAUAUUCUGCUACAAAUGAAUUACCUGUACGUUCUAUAGAGCCAGCGUUUAAACAAUGUUUUGAUGAAGUUGUUCGAACAUAUAUGGAAGAUGUUAAUAAAGUAUCAAGACGUAUGGGUCGAUUUUUAGAAUAUAAAAAAACAUUGUAUGGUUAUUAUAAUUAUGAACCAAAACAUGGUAUUAAUUAUAUUUUAGAUUUGUUUUUAAUCUAUCGAAAAUAUACUGGAAAAAAAAUGUCGGUACCUGUGCGAAAACGUGUGUAUGUUGUUCAAAAAUUUCGUCCAUAUUAUUUUCGUGAAUUAUUUUCAGUAGUUCCCACCUCUUCUAGUGCAAUACGUGUUAGUAGUAGUAGUAAUAGUAGCAUUUUGUCUUCGUUGUCGUGGUCAUCUAGCAAUAAUCAACAGAAGACCCCGGUGAAAUAUUUAAAUAUGAUUGUACCCGUAUCAGGACGUUUAAAUACAUUAAAACGUUUAAUGAAUAAUUUUGAUUCUGUUGUAUUAAAUAAUUCAAAUUUAAAUUAUGUUUUACUUAAUAUUGUAUUAAUGGAAACAACAGAAGAUAAUAGUGAAAAGAUGUCAACUUUAUUUGAUUACAUACAAAAUUUUAUUCAUAAACGACCGAUAAUAACUAUGACAGAUCGUGCACGUAUAAACGUGUUCAAAGCUGAUAAUGAAAAUUUUACGCGUGGUUAUGCACGUUCUUAUGGUGCAUCUAAAUUUAAUGAUACUGAUUUACUAUUUUUCAUGGAUUUAGAUAUGAUAUUUACAAAAGAACUCUUUCCACGAAUAUUACAUUAUACAAUUUUUAAUAAACAAGUGUAUUUUCCCAUUAUUUUUAGUCAAUAUGAUCCACAGUAUUGGAAUACCCUAAAAUCCGAAAAUAAUUCAUUUUCAUUAUUACGUGAUAGUGUUGGCUAUUGGCGGCAAUAUGGUUUUGGUAUGUUGGGCAUUUAUAAAGGCGAUUUAAAAUAUGCUGGCGAUUGGAAUCAAGAAAUUAGUGGCUGGGGCAAAGAAGAUGUUGAAAUUUAUGAUAAAUUGGUACAAUCAAAUUUAACUGUAUUUAGGAGUGUUGAUAAUUCGUUGAUACAUGUAUUUCAUGCAAAAGAAUGUAAUUCUAUUUUGAGGGAUGAUCAAAUGAGAAUGUGUAAAGGGACGAGAUCGAUAACACUUGGAUCUCAAAAAACGCUCGUAACGCAAGUGCAAAAAUUAAUCGAGCAAAAUAAAAUUUAG
This is a messenger RNA of Didymodactylos carnosus, 2730 nucleotides long. The record is from the annotation of a GenBank genome assembly. Lineage: Eukaryota; Metazoa; Rotifera; Eurotatoria; Philodinida; Philodinidae.